Molecule: messenger RNA, 1154 nt
Organism: Vombatus ursinus (common wombat)
Lineage: Eukaryota; Metazoa; Chordata; Mammalia; Diprotodontia; Vombatidae
Product: putative protein TPRXL
Exons: 5
Coding region: 1-777 (258 amino acids)
Source: RefSeq, a predicted model, not a curated record
AUGUUCAAGCAGCUGCUUGUCCUACAAGGUGGGCCUUUCCCCAUUCCCGCCCUACCUUCCCCUCCCUCUGGACAACCCCGCCUCCACCAGCACCUCUCCAGGCUGCAUCCCACUCCAAUUCAGGAGGUGUCCCGGCGCCAGAGGGCAGCGCCUGCCCGCAGGUGUGCAGGUGGGGAGGUGGGACUGCGCGGCUGCGGGCCUGCUGGAGCCCGGGGGUUAAGUGGCUCACCUAAGAGGAACUCGCCGCAGGCACUCAGGCAUCCCGAAACUGGGAGCUCGGAACCCUUCCCCAGCUGGGGCCUCGGCCGGAAUCUUUCUCCUAGUCAUGACCGACCGGCCUCUUUUCUUCGCCCUGCUGCUGCUCUCCUGGAAAUUGGAGAGAGCUCUUCUGAAACUACCAUGAACACCUCUCCUACCAGCUUCCCCACAAUUUCCUACAGUGUCUCCCCCUCCCAUACUUCCCAGUCCAGUUCCCCUUCCACCUCUCACAGUGUCUCCCCCUCCCCUCUUACCUCUGACAGUGGCUCCCCAUGUCCCUUCCCUUCCACCUGCCACAGUGGCUCCCAGUCCACCACCUCCUCCCGAAGUGACUCUACCUCCCAAACCAGCCGACCCGUCUCCCCAACUACCUUGGAGGGCUCCUCCCCAAACUCCAACACCUUCUCUGGAGAUCCAUCUGCUGCUACGAGUAUGACAACCCCAGAGGAGGGGUCUACCACGCCGGUGAUCAGUGCCAGUUCAGCCCCAGGGGGACCCAGCGUAAUCCUGCUGUGGUGAUUGUGGUCUGCCUGUUGGUAUCCGUUCUGGUCCUGGGCUCUAUGGUGGUGGCUGUGAAAUACUGCCGGAAGAAUAUGGGAAGCUUUGAGAAGAUGGAUAAGAUGUCCAUGGAAACUGUUCAAUAGGAAUCACCCUUUGCAAGACUUCCCCCUCGGUGACCACAGAUGGCAACGGAGGUGGCUUCUGAGGGGCUGUUGGGACAGCUCCUGCUCACCCAUGCCCUCCACCCCCUCCCAUAAGGAUACUGUUGCCUGUCACUGAAUAAAAUGAAGACUGAAAUGAGACAGAGGCUCACCCUGGAUCCUUUAACUGGCAUCACCCUACUCCACCCACCUCUAUUGCUAAAGUUGGGAUCCCUCACCUUUGACUUUUGAUUA